AAUUAUGGCCUUAUGUGAUGGAAUUCUAUCUUACAAACAAAAAGAAGCUCCAAAUAUUAAAUUUGUAAAUGAAAAUUAUCUAAAUAUUGGGUUGAAAAUAAAAAAAUAUGAUAUUAAUCUCAUGCAAUUUUAUAUUGUUGAUGAUAAUAAUUAUCCUGUUGAAAAUGUACCUAAAAAUAUUAAAUGUUUUACUUUUUCGGGUCCUAAAAAAUUAUUAAAAGAAGCAAAAAAAAUUGAUAAUAAUGAAAGCUGA
Racocetra persica is the source of this 253-nucleotide messenger RNA. NCBI's taxonomy places the organism in Eukaryota, Fungi, Glomeromycota, Glomeromycetes, Diversisporales, Gigasporaceae. The record is from the annotation of a GenBank genome assembly.